Molecule: messenger RNA, 816 nt
Organism: Eimeria maxima
Lineage: Eukaryota; Apicomplexa; Conoidasida; Eucoccidiorida; Eimeriidae
Exons: 5
Coding region: 1-816 (271 amino acids)
Source: RefSeq, a predicted model, not a curated record
AUGAAAAUUAUUAUCCUGCAUCUGCGUGCAGCGGGGCCUAAUAAUGCUGGUGCUGAUGCCAAUGCUGUUGUGCAGGUGGGGAAGUUCAUUCAAGUGAGGGCCUCGCGGCGUCUUGAGGUUGCUGAUGGCAGUCCUUUUGUUUAUUCCUUGGCGAUUAAGGGGCCGGUGACGGUGGACGAUGAGACAGCACGUGCGAUGCUGUUGAUGCUGACCAAGAAGGAGACCGACUUUGAGGCGACUUGUAAAGGCCAAGAUCUGCAACGUCUUUUCGGGCUUUCUCCAGUUGCUGUGGGGAACAACCAGCCCUUCUUUGAUGUUACACUCACAGUGACGCGCCAGGCACUGCAGCUCUGCACCUCCUUGCCUUCUUUAGAAGCCCCUUUGGUCUUGCAAAUGAACUACAACGCUUUUUUCGUUUCUCUUCUUGCUGAAGAAGAGCUGGACGAAAGAGAAGAAGACCUCCGUAUAAGGAUCCACUUCCCCACCUACAGUCACCGGAAGAACAUGUUUGAGUUGGUGACAGCGGAGGUGUUUAUGCCAUCUGAAGAAGCCAGAAGGAGCGUGUACCACAUCAUUUGUUUCUACAGGUUGCAGGGGAAGAAAGGGUCUUUCGACCGCUGGGCUCGUGACCUUGAGACUGGCGACUACGCCUUCCUCAAGAACAAGUACGCGCGUUUGUGGGCUGAAACACCAUGGAUGGUUUUCUCCACGGUUGAAGGCACAGCAGCACAGCAAGAACCUGUCAAUGCAGUCAGCUACGCACAGCAGCUGCUGGCAGAAUAUCAACAUGAAAACGCAGCGCGACAACAACAGUAG